GUCACGGCCAGGUGCGUGCCGGCGAGCCGCCGAGUGGAGUCAGGCGGCCAGCAUGGUGCAGCAGGAGCCUACCGGGGCACCGGGGCUGGCGGCGGCCGGGGCGGCUGCUGCCGCCACCGUCGAGGUGCGGCUGUCCCGCCGUCGCUGGGCCGUGGUGCUGCUCUUUAGCAGCUACUCUCUGUGUAACGCCUUCCAGUGGAUCCAGUACGGCAGUAUCAACAACAUCUUCGUGCACUUCUACGAAGUGAACGCCUUCGCCAUCGACUGGCUCUCCAUGAGCUACAUGCUUACCUACAUCCCCCUGCUCUUCCCUGUUGCCUGGCUGCUGGACAAGAGGGGACUGCGCCUCAUCGCCCUGGUCGGCUCGGCCCUCAACGCUCUGGGCGCCUGGGUGAAGCUAGGCAGCCUAAAGCCGCACCUCUUCCCCAUCACCGUGCUGGGGCAGGUCAUCUGCUCCCUGGCCCAGGUUUUCAUCCUAGGCAUGCCUUCGCGCAUCGCUUCUGUCUGGUUUGGCUCCCACGAGGUCUCCACCGCCUGCUCCAUCGCUGUCUUUGGGAACCAGCUUGGCAUUGCUGUGGGCUUUCUGCUGCCUCCAGUUCUGGUUCCUAAUGUGAAGGAUGUGGAGAAGCUGGCCUACCACAUCAGUAUCAUGUUCUUCAUGACUGCAGGCGUGGCAACAGCCCUGUUCAUCCUUGUCAUCAUAGUCUUCAAGGAGAAGCCCCUGCACCCUCCCAGCCGAGCCCAGGCCUUAAUCCAGUCAAGACCAGCAGAGGAGUAUUCCUACAGGCAAUCAAUCCUCCGCCUGCUCCGCAAUACCAACUUCUUGCUGCUUACAGUCACUUAUGGUCUGAAUACAGGUUGCUUCUACGCCCUCUCCACUCUGCUGAGCCGCAUGGUGAUCCAUCACUACCCAGGGGAGGAGGUGAAUGCUGGCAGGAUUGGACUCACCAUUGUACUGUCAGGGAUGGUUGGGGCCCUGAUCUCCGGCAUCUGGUUGGACAGAACCAAAACCUACAAACAGACAACACUAGCUGUCUAUGUCAUGUCUCUGGGUGGAAUGCUAGUCUACACCUUCACCCUGAGCCUAGGCCGCCUCUGGGUGGUUUUUGUGACUGCAGGCAUGCUGGGGUUUUUCAUGACAGGUUACCUUCCCCUGGGCUUUGAAUUUGCUGCAGAGUUGACAUACCCAGAAUCAGAAGGGACAUCAUCAGGGCUCCUUAAUGUCUCAGCACAGAUUUUUGGUAUUGCCUUCACCAUCAGCCAAGGCCAAAUCAUGGAUCACUUUGGGACGAAGGCAGGAAACCUCUUUCUUUGUGCCUUUCUGUUCCUGGGGACCAUUAUGACAGCAUUCAUAAAGGCUGAUCUCCGAAGACAGCAGGCCAAUCUGGAUAAUCAAGAGACAAAAGUGAUGCCAGAAGCCCAUGGUGAUCCCAUAGUUCUUGAGGAAUCAAAGCUGUAAAGUGGAGGGGUGGCAAAGCUGGGAAAUGCACCCUGCCUCAUUCCCCUCUUUGCUACCACACUGUCCUCCUGUUACACACACACCAUGGCAGGGGGGGCAGC
This is a messenger RNA of Dryobates pubescens (Downy woodpecker), 1560 nucleotides long. It is a transcript of the gene FLVCR2, whose product is annotated as FLVCR heme transporter 2. Gene Ontology annotation, biological process: transmembrane transport; heme export. The coding region runs from base 53 to 1459 and encodes 468 amino acids. The record is from RefSeq and is a predicted model, not a curated record. The transcript has 10 exons. Lineage: Eukaryota; Metazoa; Chordata; Aves; Piciformes; Picidae. Gene Ontology annotation, cellular component: membrane. Gene Ontology annotation, molecular function: heme binding; heme transmembrane transporter activity.